GUAGGGAGUCUAUAUAUACAUCCCAAGGAGGCUGGUGCUCACAGGCACAACUGGACUACUGGAUAACUGGACUGUAGCCCACUGGUUAUUAAGCUAAAAAGACACAAGCAAAGCCUCUGGAAGUGGAAACCAUUUUAAAUUAGUAGGUGUGAAAUACAUAAAACAAAGAUGAACAGUGUGGCAGAUUGGCUCGUCAAGAACAGGGACAAGAUUGAGAAAGGUGUGGAGAUCAUGGGGCAAGCCUCUGAGGUGCUUGCUGCCACUGUUGGCCAGCUUCACCCCAUCUUAGAGGCCGUGUUCAUGGCUUCAGCCGAGAUACUCAGCAACCCGGACAGCAAAGAGGCUCGCUAUCUGACUCAGCAGUUCGAAAUGGUCAACCAGCAACUUGAAGGAAUCCAGGGUGAGAUCGAUCAAAUUGCCCUGGAGCUGCAGAAGACGUCAAUGAACAAGCAGAACUUCGAUCGUGAGGCGCAGAUGCUCAGCCAGUAUGAAAAGUUCCAGGACUUUGUCAACGCCAAGCCUAAGUUCAAAGAGAAGAAGAUGGAGAAAUUCAUCAGCCAUUACGAGAACACAGAUGCUGACUUGAACCUGGACGCCCUCUACAAUGCCGUCAUUGGGGAAAGCACCGCAGGAGACCCAAUGCUGGAGACAGUAGUUGCCAUAGAGCAGAGAAGCAGAAGGGCAGUUGAGGAUUUCUGCGCCCGGCUGAAAAAGCUUUUUGUGGUUGGCAUUAUUGCCGUCAUGGGCCAUUCUGCCCUCAAGGAAGGGGUGGUGGGGGAGGACAUGGUGAAGAAGUGGCAGGGACGGAUGGAGGAUGUGGAAAAACGAAUGAAAGCGGCUGUGGAUGAGUGUACAGAGAACUUUGCCGAUCAAGCCAAAAUGGACAUGGAGCACAAGCUUUUGGAGAGUCCCGGCUCUGUCAACCAGGACUUCACCAAAUCCCUUCUGGAUUCGCUCGUUAAGAAAUACGACUGGGUGAACUGGUCCGUCAGGGCCUUCAGCAACAGGGAGCGCAUUUUCUUUUUCAACUGGCUAGCAGGAAAGAAAUGCCAUGGUAGUGGAGGAGCCAACUGGUUUGACAUUUUGACCAAGACCAAGAUCAAAGUGGUGGUCUCUUUCUGUGUUGACCCCAAGCCCAUUAACAAGAGCCAGAUCCAGGAGCAGAUUGAGAGUCAGAAGAUGAAGUGGGACAUGAUGGCAGUGGCUCUGGCGUUGAACAAGAGCUUCCCCAACUGCCUUGUCCAUGCUGUCAGCCAUUACAAAGAGGUGGUGCAGUCCAACAACUUCCAUGAGGACUGUUACUACUAUGGGAAACACAAAAGGGCCUUCCUGUGUAUCCACUCUGAGUAGCCUCACAGCAAAACAUAGAGUGUAGGCCCAUACAGGAAAAAAACAAGCUACAUAUAAAUUCAUGAAUGUCUUUACUAGAGACCUGAAAAUUUCUCAAUUAAAUAUAGAAAUGGAUUCAUAAAUAUUGUCUGUGUUGAUGCAUAAUCUGCCCGGUUUCUGGAAUGUGAUUCAUUGUCUUACUUGUAUGCAUUUUUUAAAUUUUACAUAAAUCUUUUCAGGGCUUUAUAUCUCCAUGCCAGCUUUGACUUAAUAUCAUAACAUUUGAUUCUAUCCCUCAUUUGAUACUAGGAUUGGGCAAUAUGACAAAAUUAGUCAAAUAGCUUCAAGAAACUUUGAGGUUAUUGCAUUGAUUCAUUCCAUUGAGGGCAAUAUUGUAAAGUAAUUAGCAGGACUACUCUAUGUCGUUAUUUGAUUUGUAUUUGAUUUUCUUUUGCAUUAAUGUGAUGCAGUGCCUACAUUAUACAGUCAGACAGUUUAUCAUUUGCUUUUGAAAGCUGUAGAGUAAGUGAAUUGAAUUGGUGGGGUUUUGUCAACUUUUGAUUCUGAUGUCAAAAAUGAUCUUUGAAACUCAAAAUGUAAAGGAAUUAUUUUACAUCCUGGGAAAAACACUCACUUCUCGCCAAGAGUAAAAUAACAAGAUUGAUACCACUGUCCAGACGACUGUGGUAUCUGUAAAAUAAAAGACUAAAGCCAGGACGCAAGUAGCUCAAAUUAGCAUAAAGAUUUGAAACAGGAAGUGUAGAAAUGAUAAUUUACAGAAUAUCUACAGGAUUAUUUCUUGGUGGGUACAGUGACUUCCUGGAUCUUGACAAAACACCUCCUGUAAAGCGGCAAAGUUCAGUUCUGGUCGGAUUAAACAAAUGAGAUAUGACCUUUGGAUUAGCAAUAGCUGCCUCAAGACUUUAUGCUAAGAUAAAAUCAAUGUCCCCUGGCUGGAGAUUGAGCAUACAGAUAUGUUAAUGGUAUUUUUUCUUCUCAUCUAACUCUUUCAUAUGGUCAGAAGAAUCAGAACAGGGAAUUUAAACUUGAUUUGAGAUUAUUUUUGUUAUUUUUUUGUUUCCACAUUUUCCAGAAUGUGCACCAUCUAGGCAUAUACUUUAUAUCACAAAUAAAUGAAUGACAUUUACUACAGUUAUGGAUUAUACUGAUAUCACCUACUCCUAGAUAUAAAUGUGUAUAAAAUGAAAUCAAUUUACAUUUUCUUGCCGCUUUCAGUGCAAUACAUUGCUGCAGGGCAAACGUCCAAGAUCUGUAUUCUACAAUCACUUAAUCAAGACACUUGUGUAUAUUUGACUUUGAUUUGUAAUAAACAAAAAGAUAUGAA
This is a messenger RNA of Eleginops maclovinus (Patagonian blennie), 2674 nucleotides long. RefSeq names its product rapunzel 5 (gene rpz5). The coding region runs from base 169 to 1350 and encodes 393 amino acids. Lineage: Eukaryota; Metazoa; Chordata; Actinopteri; Perciformes; Eleginopidae. The record is from RefSeq and is a predicted model, not a curated record. The transcript is spliced from 2 exons.